AUGUCGCAAAAGUUUCGCAUAACCCUAGAAACCGCGAUCACGCUUACACAGCAGUUUCAGUUAACUCUUGCUACACCCGUUACGCAAACGACCAAUCAACUUUCCGGACAAGAUGCCCUUCCCCUCCUUUCGGCCUCGUCUACGGCCUUGAAAUCCCAAGUCACCAAGCUGUCGCUGCUUACGAUAACCUCCCCGUUCACCCAUUCGGCUGUCACCAGUGUUCUUUCUGACAUCAACGAGUCGGCGCUGCCCUCGCUAGUAACUGCCGCCCUUCUGGUCACCCCGAUCGAGCACACCCAGGCCUUUCAGACCGAAGUCUUGGUUCUGACGAAAUCCACUCUGACGGAAUUCGCAUCGCUGCUCAAAGAGGUCCAUUCUGUUGCAAACCGAGAAGAUGAAGCAACGGACGCUCCCAAACAGAAGCGGGGAUUGUCCCAAUCGGAAAAGGACGUGGUUACUGUAGCUGCAGGGCGCGUGUGGGAAGCUUGCGAUGCGCUUGUUGAUUUCGCCGCCAAGGGAGUUGUUGGAUUUGUGGUCAGACGCGUGGAGGAAUGGAGGGACCUAGUCCGAGACGCGGUGGAGGAGAUCGAAGAGUGGGACCCGGAUGAGGAAGGAGAUGAGUUUUUCGACGAUCUUUUGAGCGACGGCGGACAGGAUACCCCUGGAAAGAACGGGCCUGAGGAGGAUGAGGACGACGAUGACGAGGAAAGCAGCGCUGCCCUCCAUGAGAACAAGAAGAACGCCAUUCGAAUUCUCAAACCCGUCGCGCAGAUUUACCCCGCCAUUAUCAAAAACCGUCUGAAAACCGCCCCCGAACUAUCACCGCCUCUCAUCGGUAAACUGGAAAACUUAAUGUUGAAUCUGCGGCGAAUUCCUGAGAAUGUCGACGAAGUCGCCGGGGCCCUAUAUGAGGCCAACUUCACAAAAUCCAAUAAGUAUCUGCGAACAACGAAGGACCACGCCAUAAAGGCUAUAGAGACCGUCGCUUCACCGUGGACGUCAAUUGAUUCUUCUGAUCCGGGACAUGAAUCGAAGGACAAAUUUGAGACCUGGUCAAAGACGUGGUUGAAAGUGGUGAGCGAGGUCAGCAAGACCCUCGUCAACACGGGAGAUCAGGGCGAAAAAUGA
Aspergillus melleus is the source of this 1128-nucleotide messenger RNA. RefSeq lists its product as uncharacterized. Gene Ontology annotation, cellular component: nucleus. The transcript has a single exon. Gene Ontology annotation, biological process: regulation of cell cycle. Bases 1 to 1128 code for a protein of 375 amino acids. Lineage: Eukaryota; Fungi; Ascomycota; Eurotiomycetes; Eurotiales; Aspergillaceae. The record is from RefSeq and is a predicted model, not a curated record.